GUAAAAGUCACAAAGGUCCCACACACAAUUUGCUCCAAUCUUCCAUCAAACUGUCUUUCUUCAAAGUCUUGUUUCCACAUGUUUGAGUCAACUUAACGUGUCCAUUACACAACAACAUUAAUGCAAUCCUAUUACAAAGCAAAUCCAAACUAACAAAAAAAGUUGUUUUUGUUUAACUGUUAGAUGUUUUUUAUCCAAAAGGGUUCAUCAUGGAUAUGUUUUCUUGGUUUUCUGUCUUCAUUUUCUUUCAUUUUUGGUGCUUUGAUUCAUCUCAAGGACAGAAAACAUCUUACUUAAACUGUACUAAUGACUUCCAAUGUGGAAAGUUAACAAAUUUGAGCUUUCCUUUCUAUAAAUCCACUGAACAUGAUUGUGGAUUAAGAAAAGUUGAUUGUGAUGUUAGUCCAAAUCCUAUAAUUGAAUUGGGUGGAGUGACAUAUCAAGCUCUUGAAAAAUUUGAUGUGUUUAUCACACUUAAGGACACUAGUCUUGAUGGACUUUUGAAGACUCACAGCUGCAAGAUUUUUGAUAAGAAUGUGUCCAUCCCUAUCUCUCCUUCAAUCACGUAUCGAUUCGAUCGGUUACUCAAUUUGUUCAAAUGCAACAGUAGCCAGAAGAGAAUACAUGAUGAUUUUUUCAAAUCAAGAAGUUAUCAAAGUUACAAUGAGUGUGAAGAUUUCAUACUUUACUAUAACACAUCACUUAGUUAUUACCCAGGAUUUCUUCGUAGCGGCUGUUCGUUUAUACGAUUGCCCGUGGCACGGAGUUCAGAAGCGAAAUCGAAUGAUAGUGGAUUAUUUCAUCUGUUAACUGAUGAAGUUGUACUAGGAUGGACUGUUUCUGAUGAGUGUAAUAGGUGUUAUUUUACAGGAGGCAAGUGUCAAACUGAUAAUACUACUAACAACUUUCUUUGUUCUGAUACCAACAAUGGGGCUGAAAAUCAUCGGAGAAAGGUGAAAGUGAUAGUUGCAGCUUCAGCAUUUAUCGGUUCCCUUAUUGGACUCUGCGCAAUUGCUUGUUUUCUAUGGUUUUACAAGAAGAAAAAUGAUUCUUCAUCAAUUCUUUCAAGAAAUACAUCUGGUAUUUCAAUGAUUCAUCAUGAGCUCGAGGAACGUUGUGAAUACCUAGGGAUCCCGGUAUUCUCCUACACAGAACUUGAAGAAGCCACCAAUAAAUUCAGCUCUUCUAGAAAACUUGGUGAUGGAGGUUAUGGAACCGUGUACUAUGGAAAACUUCGAGAUGGAAAAGAACUUGCAGUUAAGAGACUUUACGAGCACAACCACAGGCAAAUGCAACAGGUUAUCAAUGAAAUUGAAAUUCUUACUCGACUUAGGCAUCCGAAUCUUGUUACUCUUUAUGGAUGCACAGCAAGACGUAGCCGUGAACUCUUCCUUGUUUAUGAGUACAUUUCCAAUGGAACAAUUUCUGAUCACCUGCACGGGCAUCGAGCGAAGGAUAGGUUACUAACAUGGCCUAUAAGGCUCAAAAUCGCCAUAGAAACUGCUAGUGCGUUGGCUUACCUUCAUGCUUCCGACAUCAUACACCGCGAUGUCAAGACUAAUAACAUUCUCCUGGACAAUGAGUUCUGUGUCAAAGUAGCAGAUUUCGGGCUGUCAAAACUCUUCCCUAAUGACGUUACUCAUAUCUCAACUGCGCCUCAAGGGACCCCGGGAUAUGUUGAUCCUCAGUAUCACGAAUGUUACCAGCUUACUGAUAAGAGUGAUGUUUAUAGCUUUGGGGUUGUCCUUGUUGAGCUUAUAUCAUCAAAGCCAGCUAUAGAUAUGAAUAGACAUAUGCACGAGAUUAGUUUGGCUAACUACGCGAUGAACAGGAUACUAAAAAGCGCAUACCAUGAGGUGAUCGAUCCAUUUCUUGGAUUUGACACAGAUGCUGAAGUUAGAAGGAUGACAAAAUCAGUCACAGAACUAGCUUUUCGGUGCUUGCAAGUUGUCAAAGACAUGAGACCUACAAUGGAAGAAGUACAUGAAACGUUGAAGACUAUAAAAGACGGUGAAUGGAAAGAUUAUCACAAAAAGGAUACCGAUAGCUAUCAUACCAAGCCAAGAACUGUAAAAUUUCGUCGUUAUCCUUCUGAAACAGAUGAUGCUGUGUUAUUGAAGAAAAACAUUCCAGCUUCACCUGAUACUGUGAUUGAUACAUGGGCUAGUAGCUCCACUACAACUAGUACUGGAGGGUGAUAUAAGUUGCUUGGACUCUCCAAAAAUGUGGCCGCACCCGUGUCAGAUCCUUCAAAAAUGCACUACUUUUGAAGGAUCCGACACAUACCCAAUGACAUUUUUGAAGAGUCCGAGCAACAUAUGUGAUAUUCAUAAUCCUUUUUUCCCCUUCAUGUUAGAGACACAUCAAGAUAAGCAUGACACCAUUUUUUUAUUGAGAUUUUUGCUUGUUGCAGCCUGUUUAAUUGGUUGAUGCUUAAGGCAUACAUAGUUCAUGAACAUAGUACAUGAAGCUUUC
This is a messenger RNA of Capsicum annuum, 2475 nucleotides long. Its product is annotated as LEAF RUST 10 DISEASE-RESISTANCE LOCUS RECEPTOR-LIKE PROTEIN KINASE-like 1.1. The record is from RefSeq and is a predicted model, not a curated record. Gene Ontology annotation, molecular function: protein kinase activity; ATP binding. Gene Ontology annotation, biological process: protein phosphorylation. Bases 210 to 2198 code for a protein of 662 amino acids. NCBI's taxonomy places the organism in Eukaryota, Viridiplantae, Streptophyta, Magnoliopsida, Solanales, Solanaceae. The transcript is spliced from 4 exons.